Molecule: messenger RNA, 1862 nt
Organism: Oncorhynchus masou masou (cherry salmon)
Lineage: Eukaryota; Metazoa; Chordata; Actinopteri; Salmoniformes; Salmonidae
Product: beta-chimaerin-like
Exons: 13
Coding region: 477-1856 (459 amino acids)
Biological process (GO): regulation of GTPase activity; signal transduction; regulation of small GTPase mediated signal transduction
Molecular function (GO): GTPase activator activity
Source: RefSeq, a predicted model, not a curated record
CUUCCGCUUUAAGAAGGCGGCUCCGUCUCAGUGUAGUGUGUUUAUACGAUCCCAGAAGUGGCACCACCACAUGGAAAACGAUACUGUGUUUUUAAUUCAACAUGGCGAAAGCAUAUGCCGCUCUUCCAGUGGAUACGUUUGACAAACUUUAAUUGUGUGUAUAGUGGUGCGUUUCGACAAGAUGAUCGAAAGUUGAUAUUGUUCCUGUGAUCCUGUCUGACUAUUUUUACACCGCUGCCAGUGAGUGGAGCUACAGUAAAUGCGGCAACAUACGGCGCGCAGGGAAAGGAACCGAGAGAAGUGAACGCGUGCUGGAACGUUACACAUACAAGAGGAGAAAUUUAGAAAACGGACGUGAAAUAAACAGUGUUAGUUCGUGCCAAAUCAGUGAGUGAGAUGGACGGACUACGGGUAACGGGCUGUGAGCGCACCUCAACCGACGGCGAGUGAACAGACCGAGUCUGAAGCGGAUUGGAAUGGCAGCAUCCAGCAACUCAAGCCUGUCGGGUUCAUCAGUGUCUUCUGAUCCUGAGGAUUACCAACCGCCCAUAUGGAAGUCUUACUUGUACCGGCUCCAGCAGGAAGCUCCUCGGCCCAAGAGGAUGACCUGCCCUAAGGAGAUGGAGACCAGACCCAAAUAUUACGGCAGAGAGUUCCAUGGCAUGCUAUCCAGAGAGUCUGCAGAUGAGCUACUGGGAGGAGCAGAGGGGGCUUACCUUGUCAGAGAGAGCCAGAGACAGCCAGGGACACACACCUUGGCCUUAAGGUUUGGGCACCAGACCCUGAACUACAGACUGUUCUAUGACGGGAAGCACUUUGUGGGGGAGAAGCGCUUUGAGACGGUCCAUGACCUGGUGACGGAUGGCCUCAUCACCCUGUACAUCGAGACCAAGGCAGCAGAGUACAUCGCCAAGAUGACCACCAACCCCAUCUAUGAACACCUGGGCUACACAUCCCUGCUGAAGGACAAGAUGGGGCACCGGCUGAGCCGGAGACUCACUGAACCCCAUAGGGUCACCUUCCAGAGAGAGGACAGGAAGAUCACCACUUCUCCUCUGGUACGGCACAGCACCCUGAAAGACUGCCCCUCCGAGAAGCAGAGCUCCUAUGACAAGAUCCACAACUUCAAGGUUCAUACUUUCCGAGGGCCUCACUGGUGCGAGUAUUGUGCCAACUUCAUGUGGGGCCUCAUAGCCCAAGGGGUCCACUGCUCAGACUGUGGGCUGAACGUACACAAGCAGUGUUCCAAGCUGGUGCCCAGCGACUGUCAGCCAGACCUGCGCAGGAUUAAGAAGGUGUUCAGCUGUGACCUCACUACCCUGGUCAAGGCCCACAACACCACACGGCCCAUGGUGGUGGACAUGUGUAUCAAGGAGAUAGAACUACGAGGUCUGCAGUCUGAGGGCCUCUACAGAGUGUCUGGCUUCUCAGAACACAUUGAGGACGUGAGGCUCGCCUUUGACCGAGAUGGCGAGAAGGCAGACAUCAGUGCCAAUGUGUACAACGACAUCAACAUCAUCGCUGGAGCUCUGAAGCUCUAUCUGAGAGACCUGCCCAUUCCAGUCAUCACAUUCCACGUGUACUCCACAUUCAUACAAGCUGCAAAAAUUCCCAACCCAGACACCAGACUGGAGGCCAUCCACGAGGGGCUGCUGCAGCUCCCGCCAGCCCACUACGAGACCCUACGCUACCUGAUGAUGCAUCUCAAGAAGGUCACCAUGUUUGAAAAGGACAAUUUCAUGAAUUCUGAGAACCUGGGGAUUGUGUUUGGUCCAACGUUAAUGCAGCCGCCUGAACAGGACGCCCUGGCCACUCUGAACGACAUGAGGCAUCAAAACUCAUCGUACAGCUCCUGAUAGAGC